GAAUUAGAGAGCGAUGGAUGGCGCUGUCACGGCUGCGGAGGUGCAGAGGAAGGCAACGGAGGCGAGAAGGAAGGCGUAUUACAAGCUCAAACAGAGAGCCCAGCAGGAUGUCCAUCGCAGGUCAGUCCAGAUGCAGGCUGAAGGACUGACUCAUCACCAAGGCAGCAUGUCACGCACACACGCCGCCAACCGGCAGGAACAGACAGACGCACGACGCGCCAUCUGUGUGUGGUUUGUUUCUGUGGUUAAUUGCAGAGUGGCUCGGUGGCGCACCGUGACGAGGGACGGUAGCCGCUCUAUCUUCUACGUCACCCUCGGAGGAGAUCUGCACAUCAACAAGGUGCUCACAGACAAACAAGAGAGAGAGAGAGAGAGAGAGAGAAAGAAGAGAGAGAGGGGACCCAGAUGAGAGAGGGGACCCAGAUCAAUGCACUCACUCACUCACUCACUGCACGUGGGUGAGUUGGGUUCAGCGUGACGGCAAUGAUGCGGCCAGAGAGGACUCCUUCUACCUGCGACAAUACGGCAUCAAAGGUGUGGCCAGCGCAACAAGUGCAUUGCACCAUUCAUUGCCCCCCACCCGUCAGACGAUGGACGGUGUUUGUUUCUGUGACGUUUGUCAGACCGUCAGGAGGGUUCGUGUCUGCCCUACCCGGAGUGGUUUGAGCCCUACUGCAGCAACCGCAGCGACAACCCUCGCGACCUAUCGCACUGGAACAUCCCCGAAGGGCUCGUCGAGUAGGCACCCCACCCGGCUGGCCAGCUGGCCAUCUCUGCUGUCAACCAUUCCCUCGUGUGUGUCUGUCAGGGAGUACCGUCGUCAUUCGAAGAUCGAGCAGCUGUACGAGUGGCAGGCCGAGUGUCUGCAGGUGAUCUGGCCGGCGACCCCUGGCCCGUGCCCACCGCCAGGGCAGGUGCACAUGGUGCAGGGCGAGAAGCGCACCAGGAUGAAGGUGGUGGGGAGCCCCACCAUGGCCGACCCGCCCGUGUGGCGGAACCUUGUCUACUGCGCACCCACGGCCGGGGGCAAGUCGCUUGUCGCCGAGAUCAUCAUGCUCAAGUCAGUCACUGCAGAGCCCCACCCCACCGAUGGAUGAUGAAGUCGAUCUGUCUGUGUGUGUGUUUUGUCCGUCGUGUGGCGCAGUCAGCUGGUGUUUCAGGGGCGUCGUUGUCUGAUGGUGCUGCCCUACGUCGCCCUCUGUCGUGAGAAGGCGCGGGACCUGCACAGCCUGUGGGGCGACCGGCUCGGUCUGAGGGUGCAGGCCUUCCACGGCGGAGAGGGUAGACAAAUGACUGACUGACACACAAGCAAGGACAGCAGCAAAUGCAGCCAGGUGAAUGAAUAGAUUGAUGUUGUAUGGUUGGUAUGUUCAGGUGGUGGGUGGAACGAGGGCAUUGAUGCGGCGAUAUGCACGAUAGAGAAGGCCAACCAGAUCGUCACCAGCCUCAUCCGACACAGACGGCUGGAGCGCGCCAUCGGGGUGCUCGUCGUCGACGAACUCCACUCGCUGUCAGACAGCCACAGGUGGGUGGGUGGGUACGCAGGCAGCACCAGACAUUCAUGCAUGCCGUCGUUACUCACAUGACAUGCUUCUCUUUGUUUGUGUCAGGGGCUACCUACUUGAGGUGAUGCUGAUGAAGGUGCAGGGGUACCUCGGCUCUCUCCCGCCCGACUCGCCUCCCCACCUCCGUACCCAGGUCAUCGGACUCUCGGCCACACUGCCAAAUCUAGACCAGGUUGGUGCGGCAGUCGCGACGCCUGGAUGCACUCCCUCCCUCUCCACUUCUCUCCACUUGUCUCUCUUUCAUCUUCACCACUCGCUAGCUGUGCUCUGGUCAUGCGCCUCCGUGUGUGUGUGCAGAUCUGCUCGUGGCUUGAUGCCGAGCAGUAUUCGAGCGACAGGCGACCGACGCCCGUCGACACCUUCCUCAAGAUCGAAGAACGGGUCACACACACACACACACACACAUACAUACGCAGAUGGACCACUCACUCAUCUGAUACACCACACCACACCCACUCAUGGCUCUUGUCCCGUCUCUCUCGUCUCGUGUGCUGCUUUGCAGAUCUACCAGUAUAACCCCUCAGCUGCAGCGCAGAUCGGCAAUAGCAACCUUCAGCCCCCGCCCAACCCACCCGCUCCCAAGCCACAGCGACCCACGACCGUCACCCUGAAUCCAGCCUUCCGACUCUUCCGCACAUUCUCCCGGCCGCCACCCUCCCUGCCCCUCCCCGUCCCCCCGCCGCCACGUCAGCCCAACCGGCCACGGGGUCCUCCGCCGCCCGAGAUGUUCUGUGGUUUGGCUGACGAUAAGGAGCAUGUGGGUCUGCUGGUGUGGGAGAGCGUGAGGGUCAAGAGGCCGGUGCUGCUUUUCUGUCAUUCCAAGGACAUGUGCCAGCGGAUGGCGCAGCAGCUCGCAAGGUAUAUAUGGGGGAGGGAGGCGGAAAGGACAGGUGUCGAAUGUACCUGCCUGCCUGCUAACACUGUGUCCCCGCCUGUCUCUCUCUCUCUCCCUCUCUCUCUCUCUAUUGUCAGGACACUGCCCCUGUACAAGUCUCGCGACAUGUCCGUCCUCGCCCCGGCCGAGGAUGCAGACAUCGCCAAUGCGCGUCACAGCCUCCUCCAAUCGCUGCGUCGGGCAGCAUCGGGGGUCUCGGCACGCACACAAACCCCCACAGCAGCAGGGGCAGCCGAUGAGGCGGCCUACUGUCCCGAUAUGAAGGCGGCGAUCCCUCAUGGCGUGGCAUACCACCACGCAGGCCUGACGAUCGACGAGCGGCGGCUGAUCGAGGAGGCCUAUCGGGCGGAGGUGCUCAGUGUGCUGUGUGCGACGUCGACACUGGCCGUGGGGGUCAACCUGCCGUGUGCAAGGGUGAUUCUGAGGUCCCCGCGGCUGGGCAAAGACCUGCUGGACGUGUCGCGAUUCAGGCAGAUGGCGGGGAGGGCGGGCCGGAGCGGCGAGAGGGGCAGGUACGUGACUGACGGGAGGGAGGGAGGCAGUGAUGGGAUGGGUAUCUAUGGGCAUUUGGUCGUAUGCUUCUGUGGUGUGUGGGUAUGUGUGUGUUUUGUUUUCCAGAGGGGAGGCGAUGAUCAUAUCGGACAAGAAAGAUGCCCAACACGCUCAGGUAAGGCAGGCUUGACUGAGCGCGGUUGCACCGGACCGGCUGCAGUACGACUGACUGUUCGGUUGUCCAGCGUCUGCUGACGGGUGAGGUGGAGCGGGCCGACAGCUGUCUGCACGGCAUGAGACUCGCUAAGGCACUGCUCGAGGUCAGACAGAAACAACCAAACAAGUGUCCCUAUUGCCCCUUGUUCUCUUACCCUUGUGUGUUCCCGUCAGAUAUUGCUGGUGCGUCAGGCGGCCACCAAGAAGGAUCUCGUCGACUACCUCGCCGCACACUCGCUCAGAGCCAAACAGGUCCGCCAGACAGACAGACGCACACGCAUCACUCGUUGACGAUCUGCGGGUCUGUCUGUUUAAAACAGGCGAGCAUCGCUGACAUUGCCAAGGAGGUGGCGCCGGCGGUGGACUACCUGUUCCACAUGGACCUCAUCUGCGCCAAUAAACCCAACCCCACCAUACAACGACACCACACAUACCCAUCUCCAUCACCAUCGCCAGCCGCUGCUGCUGCUGCUGCAGCAGCUGCCAUGCCGGCGCUCCCACCACCACCCACACACCCGUCAAGACCGCCUGCUGCUGCCUCGCCAUUUGUCCGCCCGGCUGCUCGCCCUGCUGCUCGCCCCGUGAUCCGUCCACCACCACCACCAGCAGCACUAACACGGCCGCCCAUGGCCACACCGGGCUCGUCAGGGGGCGCGGGAGGCAGCGGCAGCGGUGGGCAGGUGGCGGCACCUCUUCCCGCUGGCACCGGGGCGCUGCAGCGGAUGAUGAACACCAUCCGCCGUGAGGUGGGGAGGCUGCAGGACCUGCGGUCCCCGGUGAUGCUCAGCCGUCUGUGCACCUACGGGCCCAUGUACAGCAGCGGAGAACUGAACCUGGCCCCGGCCACAGAGUGCUGCCGCAAACGACUCACCGAGAUGCUCGAGUGUGCGGCAAGGGACCGGCCGCCACCCCCCUCACGCAGCCCAGCGGCGCCCGCAGACACUGUGGCUGAGGGCGAGAGCCAGCAGUCCAGCGUGUCUGUGGGGUCUGUGUCGGGGAAGGUGGCCGUCAGGCCCGUCGGUGCGGGGCCGUCGGGUGGUGGUGGCGCGCAGGUGGGAGGCGAUGGGGCGGUGCUGCUGCCUGGGCUGCCGAGAGUCAAGGAUGACCAUGUGCUCAGACUCACGCCACUCGGUGAGUGGGGGCGGCACUGCAGUGGGAGCAGAUCGUGGUCAUGUUGGUGCGUCCUGUGUGUGCGUGUGUGCAGGUGAGGCAGCGCUGCAGUCGCACUUUCACCUGGGCGAGGCGUGCGAGCAGUCUGCCGACAUCAUCAAAGUCUACCUGCAGGGUGGGGUGGGCCACACACGACCGACCCCCCGAUUGUCUCGUCUAUGUCUCUGCCUUGUUUUUUAAAUGUAGGUCUGAACCUGCGCAGUGACUUCCAGCUGCUCUAUCUGCUGACACCCCUGGAGCCGUCGAUCGACAUCGACUGGGGUGUGAUGGGCAGGCUGUUCGAGCAGGAGGUGGACCCCGACGGCCCGCGGAAGACCAUCAGCGACCACAAGCGGCUGGCAGAGUUCCUCGGCAUCACCAAGGGCAUGGUGCAUCGGGAGGGCCAAAGACGGCCCGCCAUACCCUCACCACACACACUGCACGAGGGCCUCCUCGCCGGCAAGUGGGUGCAGUCUGAGCGAGAGCAGAUUUCAUGUCAGUACGGAUUUGUGUUUGUGUGUGUGUUUGUGUCUGUGUAGGAAGAGUAUCACGUGUCUGAAGCGCGACCACCUGUUGAUGAGCCUGAAGCGGUUCUAUGCCGCUCUGGUCCUGGAGCAGCUGCUGCGAGAGAAAGGACAAGAAGACGUACGCAGCCGGUAGGUAGGCACACCAGUGGCUGACAUGACCCAGAGAGGGCGGACACAUGAGCUCUGCUCAGUCAGUGGUGCUGUGCAUGUGUUGUGUGUCAGGUUUGGUCUGUCGGUGAGCCAGCUGCAGGCCUUCCAGAGCCAGGCCACCAUCUUCCAGGGCCAAGUCGGAUCGCUCACCGAAAACCUCGGCCUGUAAGCAAGCACCACAGACAGUCCGACAGACAACAUGGGACAGUCAGUAGUCUUGAUCCUUGGCUGCCUGCCUCUGUGUCUGUCUGUACGAUUCUUGACUGACGUGUGUGCAGGUCUGGUCUCGCAGCGGCGAUGCGUCAGUUGGGCGACCGUUUGUUGCGGACGCUCGAGGUGCCGCUGGAGCUACUGCCGCUGUGCCAGAUAGAGGACGUCCAGGUAGGUACACGUGUGCACACACAGGCUUUCGAGCCGAACGACCUACCGAUGCCUGUCUGCCUGCGUCUGUCUGGCUACAUCACAAUCACAUCCUACAGGGCCGUCGGGCUCGUGCGUUGGCUGACAGCGGUCUCGACAGUGUGGAGAAGGUCGCACACGCUGACAACACACACAUCUUCAUGGUCAGCCAAACCAUACAUUAAUGCAUUGUAAUGGACACACACACGCACACACAGCACUGUGUUCCAUCUGACGGGUGCAUGGCAUGGCAUGGCAUGGCAUGCAGGCCUUAGGGACGGUGGAGGGCAGCGAGGUGGCCCCCAACAUGGAGAUGAUGGCGCAGCAGGCACGACUCAAACCCAUCCAGCCCCCCGACGCACCACAAACCAACUCCCACACCCACCACCCCACAGCCCAGCUGCAGCUGCUGGAGGGUCGGACGGGCCGGGAGGAGGCCAUCCGGCUGCACAACAUACACAUGGUCAGGCGAGAUCGGCUGCGGAUGGACACCGCACAACGCAUCAAACGGAGCGCACUCGAACUCGUCGACCAGCGCACACAGGCAAGUAAUGGAUGGCUACACACCUACACACACAUGCUGGUUUGCUCAUUUAUUUGUGUGCCUGCCACGGUGCGGUGCAGGAGCUGUUUGAUCGCAUGGACGGGGUGCCGACUGAGCAGGCGGAGCCGCCCCCCGCCAAUCUCAUCGACCUCGACCAAGACCUGCACCUCCUCGGCAGUGACGACGACCUCAGCGAUGACGACACUGACAACGACUCACCCACAGCAGCACCCAACAAUGCCCAACCGGCAGCAGCAGCAGCAGCAGCAGCGGCCGGACAAGAACCACCACAUGCACCCCAAGCCGACACAGGCGAGCCUCAGGCCAAGCGCGCCAGGGUGGAAGGGCUGAGCGGUAUCGGUGGUGAGGGCGGGCUGGUGCUGAGCCGCCGAUGUGAUGAAUUCGAUGCUCAGCCCCAGCAGUUGGUGCGGCGCAGGUAUCGGCGACACCACGUGCCCCCUGCUGCCCAGAGGGAAGACCGGCGGCAGGAGAGGCUCAGGAGGGCCAUUCAUAUCGACAGUAGGGCUGGGGGGGCCGGCAGGCAGUGGAGCCCACAGAACUGACUGAUCGAUGGCCGGCCGGGUGGUGUGUGUAGCGAGAGGGACAGUGGUUUUCGGUGGUGUGGUGUGGUGUAGAAUGACUGACUUGCAUGUGACUGUGUUCUUCUCAGCCCCGCACCAUGUGCUGUGCAUAGACGCAUUGAUUCGCGUGCGUGGGA
This is a messenger RNA of Vitrella brassicaformis, 6655 nucleotides long. Lineage: Eukaryota; Vitrellaceae. The record is from the annotation of a GenBank genome assembly.